CAUCAAUUAAAACAUAAGCUCGGUCAGAUGAGCAAGAACAUUGAAUACAAGUUUAUACUUCUCACUCCUAAUCUCAAGAAUGUUGGUUUGGCUAAGUUGAUGGGAGAUGUAACCACGGAGCUUCAAAACCUAAGCUUAGAGACUAUGAGCUUUGGUGAGGAUGAAGAGAAGAAGGGGAAGGAUAGAUUCUUGAUGAAUGAUCUCUCAAAUUUUAUGGAGGCUCUUGACAAGCUCAAGAAGGGAGAGUUUGUCAACUUCAAACAAGUCUUCAUGAUCAAAAGUCUCUCUUCAAAUCUCAUCUCAAAAAAAAUUGAGGUGGUUAAGGUUGUCCCUAUUGUGUUUGGAGACUUUUGUUUCAAAACUUUCAAUAGUUUUGAGGAUGCGACGAAAACGGCAAGCAUCUUUGGUCUACUUGGACAAGAGGUCAAACUUGAUGAAGAAGAGCUUGAUGUUUUCAGCUGCAUGUUGAAUUACAAUGACCACAAGUGUUAUGUUUUGAUUACUAUAAUGUUAAGUUUAAAUUAGACUUAAAUACUACUUGUUUGAAGAUUUAUGAUAAUCUAAAAAAAUUAUGGAGUUUUA
Messenger RNA from Arabidopsis arenosa, 582 nucleotides. Lineage: Eukaryota; Viridiplantae; Streptophyta; Magnoliopsida; Brassicales; Brassicaceae. The record is from the annotation of a GenBank genome assembly.